AUGUGGCGGCGGUCGGUGUGCGUGGGCCUGCUGGCCCUGGCGCUGGGCUACCUGUGCGUGCUGGGCCCCGAGCUGCCCCCCGCGGCCCUGCGGCAGCUCUCGGCCUCGCUGCUGGGGACGCUGCGCCGCGCCCGCUCGCUGGAGGCGCGCACGGUGGCUGCCUGGCAGGCGGCCAUUGUCCGGCCCGCGCGCGGCUGGGCGCGCGUCGCCGUCGGUGUCAAUGCCUGCGUGGACGUGGUACUGUCUGGGGUGAAGCUGCUGGAGGCACUGGGCUUGGAGCCCAGUGAUGGGAAGAACCACGCGGUCCUGAACUCCAGGCAGGACCUGAGGGAGGCUUUUGCCCACUUCAUGGAGAGAGGGGCGGCUGCUGAGCGCUUCUUCAGCGAUGCCGAGGCGUUCCAGGACAUUGCGCGGACAGCCUCGGAGCACCCCGCGGCACAGCUUUACGUGGGAGGAAAUGCUGCUCUCAUCGGGCAGAAGCUCGCGACAAAUCCAGACCUGAAGAUCCUCCUUUGUGGCCCAGUUGGUCCCAAACUCCAUGAACUGCUUGACGACAAUGUGGUUGUGCCACCUGAAUCCAUGCAGGAAAGAGAUGAAUUCCAUCUUAUCUUGGAAUAUCAAGCAGGUGAGCAGUGGGGCCGAGUGAGAGCACCCGCUGCCAACCGCUUCAUCUUCUCCCACGACCUGUCCAAUGGUGCCCUGAACAUGUUGGAAGUGUUUGUGUCCAGCCUGGAUGAAUUCCAGCCAGACCUGGUGGUGCUUUCAGGACUUCACAUGAUGGAAGGGCAGAGCAAGGAGAUGCGACACAGACGACUCAUGGAGGCUGUGGCUUCCAUCUCUGAUAUCCCAGCUGACAUUCCCAUACACCUAGAGCUGGCCAGUAUGACUGAUCAGGAUUUUAUGAGCAACAUUAUGCAUCAGCAGGUCUUUCCCCUGGUGAACUCCAUCGGGCUGAACGAGCAGGAGCUGCUGUUCCUCACCCAGUCUGCUUCUGGUCCCCACGCCUCUCUGGCCUCGUGGAGUGGCAUUCCUGAUGUGGGGGUGGUCAGCGACAUCCUCUUCUGGAUCCUGAAGGAGCACGGCAAGACGGCAGAGCGGGCCUCGGACCUCACGAGGAUCCACUUCCACACCCUGGCCUACCACAUCCUGGUCACCGUGGACGGCCACUGGGGCAACCAGGCGGCGGCGGUGGCGGCGGGGGCCAGGGCCGCCAGCACCCAGGCCUGUGCCACCGACACCAUCGACGCCAGCAAAGUCUUCCUCAAAGCUCCUCUGGAGUUUGUCACCUCCCACACGGAGGCACCAUCCAAAAUCUCCCUCAAUCCAGACAAGCCCGUGGUGCACUGGCACAGGGAAGGCAUCUCCUUCCACUUCACCCCUGUGCUGGUGUGCAAGGAUCCCGUCCGGACCGUGGGACUUGGGGAUGCCAUUUCAGCCGAGGGACUGCUCUAUUCCGAAGUGUAUCCUCAGUAG
Cinclus cinclus is the source of this 1473-nucleotide messenger RNA. It is a transcript of the gene ADPGK, whose product is annotated as ADP dependent glucokinase. The record is from RefSeq and is a predicted model, not a curated record. NCBI's taxonomy places the organism in Eukaryota, Metazoa, Chordata, Aves, Passeriformes, Cinclidae. Gene Ontology annotation, biological process: glucose metabolic process. Bases 1 to 1473 code for a protein of 490 amino acids. The transcript is spliced from 7 exons. Gene Ontology annotation, cellular component: endoplasmic reticulum. Gene Ontology annotation, molecular function: ADP-specific glucokinase activity.